This is a messenger RNA of Medioppia subpectinata, 1467 nucleotides long. NCBI's taxonomy places the organism in Eukaryota, Metazoa, Arthropoda, Arachnida, Sarcoptiformes, Oppiidae. The record is from the annotation of a GenBank genome assembly.
AUGUUUCUUAUUGACACAAAUAACCAUAGAUGCCUAUUUGAACAAGGUGUAAUUGGCCAAAAGGGUCAAUCGUGGUCUUUGAAGGCUAAACUUUUACUAAAACGGGCUGAAAAUAAAAUGGCUAUCAAGUCUAUUAUUGACCAAUCAUUUAGUACCAUGAUCAAAUCAGUAUAUGGCACGGCUAUACCCUCACAACACCGGGCGUCAACCCCGACAGUAUACAGCCGUAUUCAACGUCAGGUCUAUGAGCUGUUGUACGCGCCCACCGGUGCCCUGUCCUAUGUAUACCACUUAUUGGUGUUUGUAUUGGUGUUGUUGUGUUUGGUGCUAACAGUGUUGGUCACUGUACCCCGAUUUGAGACCACCUGUUGGCCAAUUAUGGCGGCCAUAGAGUGGGUGAUUGUCGUCUGGUUUGGUAUAGAGUUUUUAAUCAGAUUAUGGGCCAACGGUUACCGGCGGCAAUACCGGGGCUUUCGGGGUCGGGUCUUGUACCUACUCUGGUGGCAGACUAUAAUGGACUGCGCGGUGUUAGCCGUAUCGGUGGGCGUAUUGUUUACACCGCGAUCGGCGCAAAACGCGCACGUUGUGUACGCGGCCGCAGCCCUGCGCGGUAUUCACCGUUUUUUCCAAGUCAUACGUAUAGUAUCAGCCCAAAGACGUGGCUUAUAUGGUGUCGCCAGUGGUCAGCGACCCUUCCGGCCAUUUAACCUAUUUUGGUCUGUCAUUAAAUCGCAGGGCAAAGAGUUGGUCAUUAUUUGUUACAUUUGUUGUAUUGUAUUUGUCUUAUCGGCUUAUCUUAUAUUUGUGACCGAGAGUCCAGACAAUCCAGACUUUGCCACAAUUGGCCAGAGUAUGUACUGGGCGUUAGAAGCCAUGUAUACGCUUGGCAAUUAUGCACCGAUAACAUUACCGGGCAAAAUUGUCGCCUCGUUGGUCAUAACAUUUGGCGUAUGGCUAUUUGCAAUACCGGCGGAUAUUAUCGGCACGGGUUUGGCCAUUAAAAUCCGUCAAAACGAGAUAGAUUAUCGAACUAGGGCUCAAUUGGUGCCAGCGGUUCAGCUUAUACAGGCUUACUGGAGGUACCGACACUAUUCCGUUCACCCGCCAACCAUUCAGCCAACGGUUUCGUGGUUUACGGCCGGCGAUCGGGUGAUAGCGGACCGGAUGGAGCGUAAUGUCGUGCGAUUCGUGCGGCGCUUACGUCUGUUUCGCGCCGUACGUGUGUUUAGUGCAACGCGCCUUAAGGUUAAUAUGCGUGACCUAUGCGAACGCAAUCGUAGCCAAAACGUGGUAACGUUGACCACAAUUAAUUCGUUAAGGUCGGAGGUGAAGGACCGGAAGGUACGCCACGCGAGUACUGUCACCACUUUGAUGGACAGGAUGGCCAACAUUGAGGCCGCAAACCGAGAAAUGACCCAUAGGUUUGAUUUGUUGGAGAAUUUGCUAAAUAAUCAUCUGAAACAUUAA